This is a messenger RNA of Neurospora tetrasperma FGSC 2508, 1566 nucleotides long. RefSeq lists its product as uncharacterized. Gene Ontology annotation, molecular function: protein binding; DNA binding. Gene Ontology annotation, cellular component: nucleus. The coding region runs from base 1 to 1566 and encodes 521 amino acids. Lineage: Eukaryota; Fungi; Ascomycota; Sordariomycetes; Sordariales; Sordariaceae. The transcript has 2 exons. Gene Ontology annotation, biological process: regulation of DNA damage checkpoint. The record is from RefSeq and is a predicted model, not a curated record.
AUGCCUCCACCCAAGAAGGAAACCGUCAUGAGCGAGUUCGAGCGCAAGCGCCUGGAGAACAUUGCCUACAACAAUGCCAUCCUUAGCGGCAUCAGUACCACGGCAGACAAGAUUAUCCCGAAGCCAGCGCCUCCCAAACCCAAACGCGCCAGCACCCCUCGAGUCAAGCGUGAACCUGUCAAGAAGGAAGCAGCCCGUCCCACGCGCCAGAGCAGUCGCCUCGCCGGCCUCGAAGCGGAUUCCGCAGUUCUCAAGCGCAAACUAGAUGUCGAAGCUGAGGAGGAAGCGGCAAAGGCCAAGGCCAAGAAGAUGCGCGUAAGCGGUGACUUGAACCUCGGCGAUAUCACGGUCGAAGGUCGCAAAUGGGAAAGCAGUGCCGACGGUCUAGCGCUUCUGAAGGGUCUCGGUGUACGAGGGGCUCAACCUGGCGUGAGGACGUUUACAGAAAAGGAUGUCAAGCAUACCAAGGACAAGGGGUUGAAGGACCUGCGGUUGCGCAUGAGCGGACUCAAGUUGUACGAGAAGUGGGCAGUCAAUGACAUCAAAAUCGUACCCCAGCGCAUCUACUCCAUGUGCUUCCACCCCACGGAAGAAAAGCCUAUCAUUUUCGCUGGCGAUAAAGAAGGCGCCAUGGGCGUGUUCGACGCCUCCCAACCCUCGCCCAAAAUUGAGGACGACGAUGAAGAUGCCGAAUACCCAGACCCCAUCAUAUCCGCCUUCAAAACCCACUCCCGCACUAUCUCUUCGUUUCACUUCUCUCCCACCGACGCCAAUGCCAUCUACUCGGCCUCGUAUGACUCUUCGAUUCGCAAACUGGACUUGGACAAGGGCAUUUCAACCGAAAUCUUUGCCCCGUCCUCUUCGUCUGAGGAUCUCCCCAUCUCCGCCAUCGACAUCCCGACCACCGACCCAAACAUGAUCAUCUUCUCCACCUUGUACGGCUCGCUAGGUCGACAAGACCAGCGCACCAAACCUUCCUCGGCCGAAAUUUGGGGCUUAACCGACCACAAGAUUGGAGGUUUCUCCCUGCACCCUCGGCAUCCCUACCUUGUCGCGACCGCCUCGCUCGACCGCACCCUCAAGAUUUGGGACUUGCGCAAAAUCACAGGCAAGGGGGACCUCCGCCACCCUGCCCUCCUAGGGGAACAUGAAUCCCGUCUUUCCGUUUCGCAUGCUUCCUGGUCUUCGUCGGGACACAUUGCCACUUCUUCGUACGACGACCGCAUCAAGAUCUACAGCUUCCUCUCGGCUGGCGAGUGGAAAGCUGGGCACGACAUACCGGCAAAGGAAAUGCAACCGACGGUUGAGAUACCGCAUAACAACCAGACAGGAAGAUGGGUGACGAUUCUGAAGCCGCAAUGGCAACGGAAUCCACAAGAUGGGUGGCAGAAGUUUGCCAUUGGAAACAUGAAUCGGUUUGUGGACGUUUAUGCAGAGGACGGAGAACAGUUGGCGCAGCUGGGGGGGGAUGGGAUCACAGCGGUGCCGGCGGUUGCCCACUUUCACCCGACCAAGGACUGGGUGGCCGGCGGGACGGCGAGUGGGAAGUUGUGUUUAUGGAUGUAG